Parus major (Great Tit) is the source of this 1292-nucleotide messenger RNA. It is a transcript of the gene NOG, whose product is annotated as noggin. The transcript has a single exon. The coding region runs from base 9 to 680 and encodes 223 amino acids. Gene Ontology annotation, biological process: negative regulation of BMP signaling pathway; dorsal/ventral pattern formation; osteoblast differentiation. NCBI's taxonomy places the organism in Eukaryota, Metazoa, Chordata, Aves, Passeriformes, Paridae. The record is from RefSeq and is a predicted model, not a curated record.
UCCCAAGGAUGGAUCAUUCCCAGUGCCUUGUGACUAUAUACGCCUUGGUGGUUCUGCUGGGUCUCCGGCUAGAGCAGGGCGCCUGCCAGCACUAUCUGCACAUCCGACCGGCUCCCAGCGACAACUUGCCCUUGGUGGAUCUAAUCGAGCACCCGGACCCUAUCUUUGACCCCAAGGAGAAGGAUCUUAACGAGACCUUGCUAAGGAACCUCAUGGGCGGACACUUCGACCCCAACUUUAUGUCUGUUUCCUUGCCCGAGGACCGGCUCGGAGUGGACGAUUUAGCUGAGCUGGACUUGCUGCUCAGGCAGAGACCCUCGGGAGCGAUGCCCAGCGAAAUCAAAGGGCUGGAGUUCUACGACGGGCUGCAGCCGGGCAAGAAGCACAGGCUGAGCAAGAAGCUGCGCAGGAAGCUGCAGAUGUGGCUUUGGUCCCAGACCUUCUGCCCGGUCCUAUACACGUGGAACGAUCUCGGCAGCCGCUUUUGGCCCCGGUAUGUCAAAGUGGGCAGCUGCUACAGUAAAAGGUCUUGUUCAGUCCCCGAAGGCAUGGUUUGCAAACCUGCCAAAUCCGUGCAUUUAACGAUCCUGAGGUGGAGGUGCCAGCGCCGGGGCGGGCAGAGAUGCACAUGGAUACCCAUCCAGUACCCCAUCAUUUCGGAGUGUAAGUGCUCCUGCUAGGGCUGGCACUUUCCUUCGCGCCCCUUCUCCAGCGGACUCACGUGGACCUUUGCUGCAACAGAAAUAAAAGACAUUUGCUUUCUGGUUAACGUUGUAAUGCACUGUAACGUGUAGGAGAAUGUAUAUUGUGUAUGUAUAUAUGGCACCGGUUUAAUAUACUAUUAAGAGGUCAGUAUUAUACGUUAAAUAAUCAGCGUCUACUGUAUUUUCAAGACUAUUACCCUGAUCGUUGCUAAUGUAUCUUUUUUUUGGUAUUUAUAUUCCAGAGAGAAGUUGCUUCGCUUGGGCGAAGUAGGUUUUUUGUUGGGUGUUGUUUGUUGUUUUUUUUAAUAAAAGGAUUAAAAAAUACAAACCAAGCUUUUUGAUAAGAAAACGUUUAAAGCUAUUUUCCAUUAUUUGGAAAGCGUGUGUGUGAGGGUUUUUUUUCUUUUUCCUUACGGACUUUAGAUUUAAAAUAAAAAUGAAUAAACGCCUAGAGCACAAUGUUAUUGUAAAUAGAGAGAACAGUUUGAAUGACUUAAUCCUAUGUAAAUGAAGAGUAUCUGCUAUUUAUUCUUUAUAUCCUUGUAGUAAAAGUGCAGUGCAGAAUUAAAGUCAACCACUAAAACACGA